AUGAGCAAGAUUUUAAAAGUCGUCGGGGCCUCCUGGCUCCAGACGAAGAUUAGCUCCUACAUCCUUGGAAUCCUCGGCAUUCUAUCAAUCUUGGCCCUGUUUGUCGGACAAAUUGAAAGAAUUCAGGAAGAUGGAAAUUACGCAGCUACUGUGUUCUUUUCUAAUAAAACUGGAUAUCGCAUUGAGUACUGGGGGCAGAGUAACGAACUGACCGACAUUCCACGGGGAGUAGCACGCGCGUACUUCAGAAUGGAUAUUGAUACAACCGGCUGGUCUCUCCUGGAAAUUGAGACCGACCCGUCAUAUUCUGAUGAACACCAAGCUUAUGCGGCGGGCAUUGUCGAGGGAGCUCUAACGUGGUCCCUGAUCGACUCACACAUAGAGAACACCAUUACAUCGAAGUGUGAGGAAGGAUCGUCUGUAAUGAAACAGUGUAAUAACUUCAAGGACGCCCUCGACAAGUCGGUUGAUAUCUGGAAGGCGCAUGCUGCAGAAAGAAGUUCAGAAGACCCGUUCUGGCAUCAUGUAUUUUUAUACUACACCCAAAUAAGCGGUAUAUUCACCGGUUGGAAGCAUGGUGUUGCCCGCAGUAUGAAAGAACAUGAACCUGACAUCUCUGACUUGUAUUGGUUAAACUCCGUAUCAGAAGCAAUAGAAAUACAACGCAAAAUGAACAUCACAUUGGAAGACGAAGGCUUAGAAGCCAUCCCUCACUUGUCCAGUGCCUUCUUGAGAGUUGUUGAUGAUAAAAAAAAUGAUGGGACUCCUACUAAGAAGCUAUAUGUUUCGCAAAAUGCGGCUGGAAGCUACUCAUCAAUGACUCGAAUCCUGAAGAAGUACAAACUGAACUAUCACAAGACAGCUAAAGAUUCGGACUUAGUUCCCGGAACAUCGGUGCACUUCUCAGGAUACCCGGGUUCUAUCACCAGCCAGGAUGAGUUCUACAUCGUGAGGGGAGAGGACCACAGGCUGGCUGUCACUGGAACUGCUCUAAGGAACUAUAAUGCUAAAUUGUGGAAGGAAGUUAAUAUUACAGAGCAAGUACCUUUGGGUCCUAGAGUAUCAGCAGCCAAUCAUCUGGCGACGAACGUGAGCACAUGGGGUCACAUUCUGGCUACCAGUAACUCAGGAACAGCGAGCAAACAGUGGCUCAUUGUAGAUUUCAAUAGAUUCGACCAUCUGCAUGCGCUAGCGCCACGCCCUGUAGUCACUAAGCCUGUCCGCAAUGAGGUCGUCACUGAAAGCACUGUAGACAAAGACGUCAGGCACAUCAUAGUAUACCGAAACAACAAUGGUCACUCAAAAGGCCUGCUAGCCCUGGUUGAACAGGUUCCAGGGCGUACACACUCUGCCGACCUAUCUGACGCUUUCUUGGAACAGGGCUACUGGGCCACUUACGGAUUACCCUUCUUCAAAGAUAUUGCAGAAAUAACACACGUCAACAAAAUGCAUGAACAAUAUGGAAACAUCUUUUCCGAAACGGAGUCUCCUCGAGCGUUGCUAUUCAAGCGAGGGUAUCAGAACGCAACGACAUUGGACAGCAUAAUAUCGCUAAUGAGACAAAACAACAUGACUGAAGCAAAUAGUACGAACCUUGGUGAUAUUGAUGAUUGUGAAGAUGUUGAUGAUGUUGACUGUAUACUUCGCGAGCAAGGAUACUGGUCGGUCGUAGGAGUGAGAGGAGACAUCACCAAACAUUACUCAGAACCUUACGGAGUUAUCGACACUAAAGUCGUCAGUGGAGCCCUAAAUGAGACCAACUUGGACUUUUUCGCGAUAUCCGGACCACCGUACACAGAAAUCCAACCAAACGCAACUAAAACAUUAAUAAACAAAGGAAACGUUGCACCAAUCUACACAGAACUGAUUAACAACAAGAGUAACAUGAGUGGAAUUGAAAUAAGGGACUUGGUGAUACAUGAACAGGAGAAAGCAGCUGAAGAUAAACUGGAACUUCUGAACAAAGACCUGAUAAAACCUUUUGACUGGUCAGAAAGUGAAUUCAAAAACGACACACAUAACGGUCUACCUGACAGGUGGGCAUUUAGCCUAUAUUCGCCUAAAUGGACGUGGUGA
Messenger RNA from Spodoptera littoralis (African cotton leafworm), 2076 nucleotides. The record is from the annotation of a GenBank genome assembly. NCBI's taxonomy places the organism in Eukaryota, Metazoa, Arthropoda, Insecta, Lepidoptera, Noctuidae.